Olea europaea var. sylvestris is the source of this 1576-nucleotide messenger RNA. RefSeq names its product 40S ribosomal protein SA-like. The transcript has 5 exons. Lineage: Eukaryota; Viridiplantae; Streptophyta; Magnoliopsida; Lamiales; Oleaceae. The record is from RefSeq and is a predicted model, not a curated record. Gene Ontology annotation, molecular function: structural constituent of ribosome. Bases 119 to 1054 code for a protein of 311 amino acids. Gene Ontology annotation, biological process: ribosomal small subunit assembly; cytoplasmic translation. Gene Ontology annotation, cellular component: 90S preribosome; ribosome; cytosolic small ribosomal subunit.
UAAUUUACAUAAAUACCAAUCCACAAGCAUUCGCAUUAUCGCAUUUUACCUACGUUCCUCUGAGCCAGAGCAAAAUCCAAAACCCUAGCAAAGCAAAGGGCAAGGGGAAGCACCAAAAAUGGCGACCGGACCAAGGAUUCUUUCAACAAAAGAGGCCGACAUUCAAAUGAUGUUGGCCGCCGAAGUUCACCUCGGCACCAAAAACUGUGACUUUCAAAUGGAGCGUUACGUCUUCAAGCGCCGAAAUGACGGAAUUUACAUCAUCAACCUUGGAAAAACAUGGGACAAGCUUCAGAUGGCAGCAAGGGUUAUUGUUGCUAUCGAGAACCCUCAGGAUAUCAUUGUUCAAUCCGCAAGGCCAUAUGGGCAAAGGGCUGUCUUGAAGUUUGCCCAGUACACCGGGGCUCAUGCAAUUGCUGGACGCCAUACUCCUGGAACAUUCACCAACCAACUUCAGACCUCAUUCAGCGAGCCACGUCUUCUCAUCCUUACUGAUCCAAGGACUGAUCACCAGCCUAUUAAGGAAGGUGCACUUGGGAACAUCCCCACCAUUGCUUUCUGUGAUACUGAUUCCCCUAUGCGAUAUGUUGAUAUUGGUAUCCCUGCCAAUAACAAGGGGAAGCACAGCAUUGGUUGUCUGUUUUGGCUCUUAGCAAGGAUGGUUCUUCAAAUGCGUGGUGUCAUUGCUCCUGGACACAAGUGGGAUAUCAUGGUUGAUCUAUUUUUCUACAGGGAGCCUGAGGAAGCCAAGGAACAAGAAGAGGAGGAAGUACCUGCACUCCCAGAUUAUGGUGAUUAUACAGCUGGUCCACUAACUGGGGCGGAUUGGUCUAGUGGUCAAAUUCCGGAAGCUCAAUGGGCUCCUGAGAUAGCAAGUGCUAUUCCACCAGCUGCCAGUGGUUGGACUGCUGAUGUUGGAGUAACUGCUGAUGGAUGGGAUAUGGCUGCCCCGCCGCCAAUGGCAGCACCUGGAGUUGAUGCUGGAGUUGAUGUUGCUGGAGUUGAUGUAAUGCCGCCGCCGCCUCCUCCUGCUGCUGCUACUGGCUGGGAAUAGUUAAUGAACAUUUUCGCAACUUUUUUCCUGAAAGCGCCUUUGAAGAGCUUGGUUGUUAACAAUAUUUUUAUUGUUCCAUUAGUGGCAUGUCUUCCUUGUAGCAAUUAUUUAGCUUUAGAGAUGAUUUUGGCGAUGGCAGAAGCGAUAUGUUUAAUUAAUAUAACAAUGACUUAAGAGUGGAAUAACAGUUGGCAAGCUGACGGAGGAAUAACUUCAUCAAAAUGAUGAACUGCGGUCGACUUAGCAAUAGCUGAAGAGAAUGGUCAAUCCUCCGCUCGACUCAGCUUACGUUGAAAGGGUUUCAAUUCGGUUUGUUAUACAGAGUUUUUAAUGUAAUUUUUGGAGCCUGUGGCGCGUGUUGUCGUUGGGAGUUGAGCGGUGGAUUGUUCGGCUCUUUAUUCUCUUCAGCCAUUAUUAUAUCAAUCGGAGUUGAGCAUUUUGAUGAAGUUCCUUCGUUUAGCACAGCUAUGUUAAUAGAAAAUGUAUUUUUAUUGCUAUCUAAAUAGGAGUCUUCCUUUCUCA